Messenger RNA from Lactuca virosa, 303 nucleotides. Lineage: Eukaryota; Viridiplantae; Streptophyta; Magnoliopsida; Asterales; Asteraceae. The record is from the annotation of a GenBank genome assembly.
AUGAUGAAGCCAAGAGUAAGUGAGGUGGAUUUCAAUUGCAGUGACAUUACGGAAUGGUUUGGUAGAGUUGAUAGCGGUGACAUUGCGGAAUUCAAUUUCGAUAGAAUUGCUUGGAUAAAAAUUUCGGGCCUCCCACCGAAAUUAUGGUCUGAGGAAAAAUUCACGUCAAUUGCGGAGUCCUUUGGUCAGGUGGUUAUUCCAUUUGUGGUGGAUCAAUCAGCUGUGAAUCCCUCCUUUGGUAAAGUUGGCAUUAUAACAUCUGCAUUAUCGAGUAUCUCUAGAGAACCUUUGGUGGGAAGCUAA